Debaryomyces tyrocola is the source of this 165-nucleotide messenger RNA. NCBI's taxonomy places the organism in Eukaryota, Fungi, Ascomycota, Pichiomycetes, Serinales, Debaryomycetaceae. The record is from the annotation of a GenBank genome assembly.
AUGAAGGUUUGGCUAGCUUUGGAAGUUAGACAAUUCAUUCAUGCUUCAAUUCAAGAUGUACGUAUUUUUGAAACAAUUAUCAUAUAUGUUUUACUUAAACUUUUACUAACAUUUAUAAAGAUACAUGCUUUAGUUAAGGCUGACAUGUUAAGUCCUAACAUUUAG